Colossoma macropomum (tambaqui) is the source of this 9813-nucleotide messenger RNA. It is a transcript of the gene usp9, whose product is annotated as ubiquitin specific peptidase 9. The coding region runs from base 392 to 8215 and encodes 2607 amino acids. Gene Ontology annotation, molecular function: cysteine-type deubiquitinase activity; cysteine-type endopeptidase activity. Gene Ontology annotation, biological process: protein deubiquitination; cell migration. The record is from RefSeq and is a predicted model, not a curated record. Gene Ontology annotation, cellular component: cytosol; nucleus. Lineage: Eukaryota; Metazoa; Chordata; Actinopteri; Characiformes; Serrasalmidae. The transcript has 48 exons.
UAUGGGAACUGAAGCAGGAGCUCAGCCCGAGCCGAGCAGAGAGAGUUUAGGGGGGGCGGCAGCGCUGCUGGUGACGCAGGAAAAACACCCAACAGCAGACAAAAAACCAAGGAGCUAAUCACUGAGUGUGAGCAGAGAGCGAGAUAUAUGUACCCGACACAGCCGAGCGUUUACCAGCGCGUUACUGAUCAAGCCUGCAGUCGAAAGGAAGACGGUCCAAUGUGAUUUUAGUGGUUAUGCAAUGGUCUCUGCAGCACGUCCAGUUCUCCAGGUGGUGCUUUCACUUUCAGAUGUGUGCCGGUUCUCCAUCAGUCCAGAGGAGGCAGUGAUUUUCUCCUGCACGCCAGCAACAUAAGCAGACAAGAUUGCAAAGAUCUGCCCUGUGUCGAGUAUGACUGCCACGACGCGUGGCUCCCCCGUAGGGGGGAAUGACAGCCAGGACCAGGGCCAAGCUCCGGACGGUCAGUCCCAGCCUCCACUGCCCCAAAACCAGACAUCCUCUCCCACCUCGUCCAAUGAGAACUCUCCCGUGAGCCCUCCAGAUGAACAGGGACAGGGAGACUGCCCACCCCAGCUGGAGGAGGAGGAGCCUGCUUUCCCCCAUGCAGACCUGGCCAAGCUGGAUGACAUGAUUAACAGACCCCGCUGGGUUGUUCCAGUUUUGCCAAAGGGUGAAUUAGAAGUUCUUCUAGAAGCUGCUAUAGAUCUUUCUAAAAAAGGACUUGAUGUCAAGUGUGAAGCCUGCCAGAGAUUUUUCCGUGAUGGCCUGACAAUAUCCUUCACGAAAAUAUUGACGGACGAGGCUGUUAGUGGAUGGAAGUUUGAGAUCCACAGGUGCAUAAUCAACAACACCCAUCGUCUGAUAGAGUUGUGUGUGACCAAGCUCUCUCAGGACUGGUUCCCUCUUCUUGAGCUCUUGGCAAUGGCCACCAACCCUCAUUGCAAAUUUCACAUAUACAAUGGUACCCGGCCCUCAGAGACGGUGCCUGCUGGGGUGCAGCUGGCUGAAGACGAGCUUUAUGCCCGCCCACCUGACCCUCGCUCUCCCAAGGGCUGGUUGGUGGAUUUAAUAAACAAAUUUGGCACAUUAAACGGGUUUCAAAUUCUGCACGAUCGGUUCAUGAGUGGUCAAGCUCUGAAUGUUCAGAUCAUUGCUGCACUCAUCAAGCCUUUUGGGCAGUGCUAUGAGUUUCUCACUUUGCACACGGUGAAGAAGUACUUCCUUCCCAUUAUUGAAAUGGUUCCCCAGUUUCUAGAAAACCUCACUGAUGAAGAGUUGAAAAAGGAAGCCAAGAAUGAAGCCAAAAAUGAUGCUUUGUCUAUGAUAAUCAAAUCAUUGAAGAAUCUGGCUUCACGAGUACCUGGACAAGAGGAAACAGUGAAGAACAUGGAGAUUUUUAGGUUAAAAAUGAUUCUUAGGUUAUUGCAAAUUUCUUCUUUUAAUGGCAAAAUGAAUGCACUAAAUGAAGUAAAUAAGGUGAUCUCUAGUGUCUCGUACUACACGCAUCGCCACGGUAACCCUGAGGAGGCAGAGUGGCUCACUGCAGAGCGCAUGGCAGAGUGGAUUCAACAGAAUAACAUUUUGUCCAUUGUACUGCGGGACAGCCUACAUCAGCCACAGUAUGUGGAGAAACUAGAGAAGAUCCUACGAUUUGUCAUCAAGGAGAAGGCCCUUACACUGCAGGACCUGGACAACAUUUGGGCUGCCCAGGCUGGGAAGCAUGAGGCCAUUGUGAAGAAUGUUCACGAUCUCCUUGCGAAGCUGGCAUGGGACUUCUCACCUGAACAGCUGGACCAUCUUUUUGACUGUUUUAAGGAAAGUUGGACUAAUGCGAGUAAAAAGCAGCGGGAGAAAUUGUUGGAACUGAUUAGAAGGCUUGCAGAGGAUGACAAGGAUGGUGUGAUGGCUCACAAAGUGCUCAAUCUGCUGUGGAACUUGGCCCAUAGUGAUGAUGUACCUGUGGACAUCAUGGACCAAGCCCUCAGUGCUCAUAUCAAGAUCCUGGACUACAGUUGCUCCCAGGACAGGGAUACCCAGAAGAUCCAGUGGAUAGAUCGCUUUAUUGAAGAGUUGCGAUCCAAUGAUAAGUGGGUAAUUCCUGCACUGAAACAAAUUCGAGAGAUCUGCAGUCUGUUUGGAGAGGCUCCUCAAAAUCUCAGAAAGAAAAUACCUAUUAACUUAAAGAGCUUAGAAGGUCAAACGCAGCGGAGUCCACAUGUUUUUUAUCGGCAUGACCUUAUCAACCAACUGCAGCACAAUCAUGCCCUGGUCACUCUGGUGGCUGAAAACCUGUCUGCGUACAUGGAGAACAUGAGACAAUUCUCCAAAGCAGAGCACACAGAUUUCGACCCUCAGACAGUCAGGCCUGGAAGUCGAUACAGUCAUGUGCAGGAAGUCCAGGAGCGUCUGAACUUUUUGAGGUUCUUACUGAAGGAUGGACAGCUGUGGCUCUGUGCUCCUCAGGCCAAGCAGAUCUGGAAGUGCCUGGCAGAGAAUGCUGUGUUCCUGUGUGAUCGCGAAGCCUGCUUCAAAUGGUACUCCAAACUCAUGGGGGACGAGCCGGACCUUGACCCCGACAUCAACAAGGACUUCUUUGAAAACAAUGUUCUGCAGCUGGACCCCUCGCUGUUGACUGAAAACGGCAUGAAGUGCUUUGAGCGGUUCUUUAAAGCAGUGAACUGCAGAGAGGGCAAGCUGGUGGCCAAGCGGCGGGUGUAUAUGAUGGAUGAUCUGGAGUUGAUUGGACUAGAUUACUUGUGGAGGGUUGUGAUUCAGGGAAGUGAUGACAUCGCUAGCCGAGCAAUUGAUUUGCUCAAAGAAAUUUACACAAACCUCGGACCAAAAUUGCAAGCUAAUCAGGUAGAGAUCCAUGAGGAUUUUAUUCAGUCUUGCUUUGACCGGCUCAAAGCCUCCUAUGACACGCUGUGUGUGCUGGACGGGGAUAAGGACAGCAUUAACUGUGCCAGGCAGGAGGCCAUUCGCAUGGUUAGGGUUUUGACUGUGCUCAGGGAGUACAUCACGGAGUGUGACAGUGACUACCAUGAAGAGAGGACCAUCCUUCCCAUGUCCAGAGCGUUCAGAGGGAAGCACAUCACCCUGAUUGUGCGAUUCCCUAACCAAGGUCGGCAAGUGGAUGACCUGGACAUCUGGUCCCACACCAAUGAUACGAUUGGUUCUGUGCGGCGCUGUAUUCUCAACCGGAUAAAGGCAAACAGUGCACACACGAAGAUCGAGCUCUUCAUUGGCGGGGAUAUUGUAGAUCCUGCCGAUGAUAGGAAGUUGAUUGGGCAGCUAAAUCUUAAAGACAAAACGCUCAUCACAGCCAAGCUCACCCAGGUCAGCGCCAAUAUGCCUUCAAGCCCAGACAGCUCAUCAGACUCUUCCACAGGCUCCCCCGGGAACCAUGGCAACCACUAUAGUGAUGGGCCAAACCCUGAAGUGGAGAGCUGUCUUCCUGGAGUGAUAAUGUCACUACACCUGCGCUACAUCUCGUUCUUGUGGCAAGUAGCAGAUCUGGGCUGUAAUCUCAACAUGCCUCUGCUACGUGAUGGAGCUAGAGUCCUCAUGAAGCUUAUGCCUCCAGAUAACACUACAGUGGAAAACCUGCGAGCCAUCUGCCUGGAUCAUGCCAAACUCGGAGAAAACAGCCUUAGCCCCACCCUCGACUCCCGCUUCUUUGGCCCAUCGCCUUCUCAAGUACUUUACUUGAUAGAGGUGGUCUAUGCCUUGCUAAUGCCUGCUAGUGGUACGCUGGGAGAGGAUGCUAGUGACUUCCAGUACAACUUCUUGAAGAGCGGUGGCCUGCCGCUAGUCUUGAGCAUGCUGACCCGAAAUAAUUUCCUUCCAAAUGCUGACAUGGAGACGCGACGGGGAGCCUAUCUCAACGCUCUAAAAAUAGCCAAGCUACUGCUGACAGCGGUGGGCUUUGGCCACGUGAAGGCUGUGGCUGAAGCCUGCCAGCCCACAGCUGAGGGUACCAUCCCCGUGUCACCUAUAAACCAGGCCACUCAUGACCAGGCCCUAGUGCUUCAGAGCGCCCUGCAGAACAUCCCCAAUCCCUCCGCUGAGUGCAUGCUCCGCAACGUGGCCAUUCGCCUGGCCCAGCAGAUCUCUGAUGAGAACUUUUUCCAGGCUUCGAAGUACAUCCCAGACAUCGGUGUCAUCAGAGCUAUCCAGAAGAUUGUUUGGGCAUCUGGUUGUGGCACUAUUCAGCUUGUCUUUAGUUCCAACGAGGAGAUCAGCAAGAUCUAUGAGAAGACUAAUGCAGGGAAUGAGCCAGAUGCAGAAGAUGAACAGGUAUGCUGCGAGGCCUUGGAGGUCAUGACCCUAUGCUUCGCCCUUAUCCCCACUGCACUAGAUGCACUUAGCAAAGAGAAGGCCUGGCAGACCUUCAUCAUUGACCUCCUACUGCACUGCCAGAGCAAGUCUGUUCGUCAAAUGGCACAAGAACAGUUCUUCCUCAUGGCCACGAGGUGUUGCAUGGGACACAGGCCACUCCUGUUCUUCAUCACCCUCCUCUUCACAGUUUUAGGUAGCACUGCAAAAGAACGAGCCAAGCACGCUGGUGAUUACUUCACUCUCUUGAGGCACUUGCUCAACUACGCUUAUAAUAGCAACAUUAACCUCCCUAAUGCAGAAGUUCUACUCAACAAUGAGAUUGACUGGUUAAAAAGAAUCAAGGAUGAAGUCAAGAGAACUGGGGAGACGGGGGUGGAAGAGACCAUUUUAGAGGGCCAUAUUGGCGUCACAAAGGAGCUGCUGGCUUUCCAGACCCCAGAAAAGAAGUACUAUAUAGGCUGUGAAAAGGGCGGUGCAAACCUUAUCAAGGAGCUAAUAGAUGACUUCAUCUUCCCAGCCUCUAAUGUGUACUUGCAGUACAUGAAGAGUGGAGAGUUUCCCACUGAGCAGGCAAUACCUGUGUGUAGCAGUCCUGCCACCAUCACUGCUGGUUUUGAACUCCUUGUUGCACUUGCCGUUGGAUGUGUGCGCAAUCUCAAACAGAUAGUUGACACGCUAACUGACAUGUACUACUCAGGUUGUGAGGCACUUACAGAAUGGGAGUAUUUGCCACCAGUAGGCCCAAGGCCCAAUAAGGGCUUUGUGGGACUAAAAAAUGCAGGUGCUACUUGCUACAUGAAUUCAGUUAUCCAGCAGCUCUACAUGAUCCCACCCAUCAGAAAUGGCAUCCUGGCUAUCGAGGGCACAGGCAGCGAUGUGGAUGAUGACAUGUCUGGGGAUGAGAAGCAAGAUAAUGAGAGUAAUGUUGAUCCACGGGAUGAGGUCUUCAGCUAUCACCACCAGUUUGAUGACAAACCAUCACUGAAUAAAUCUGAAGAUAGGAAAGAGUACAACAUUGGUGUUCUGCGACAUCUGCAGGUGAUCUUUGGCCACCUUGCAUCCUCCAGGCUGCAAUACUACGUUCCCAGAGGCUUCUGGAAACAGUUUAGGUUAUGGGGUGAGCCUGUGAAUCUGAGAGAGCAGCAUGAUGCCCUUGAGUUCUUCAACUCACUUGUAGAUAGUUUAGAUGAGGCUUUGAAAGCACUGGGCCAUCCUGCUAUGCUGAGCAAAGUGCUUGGAGGUUCUUUUGCUGAUCAAAAGAUCUGUCAGGGCUGUCCUCACAGGUAUGAAUGUGAGGAAUCCUUCACAACACUGAAUGUAGAUAUCAGAAACCAUCAGAAUCUUCUUGAUUCCAUGGAGCAGUAUGUGAAGGGGGACUUGCUUGAGGGUGCUAAUGCCUACCACUGUGAAAAAUGCAACAAGAAAGUAGACACAGUAAAGCGCUUGCUUAUUAAGAAACUGCCUCCAGUUCUGGCCAUCCAGUUGAAGCGAUUUGAUUAUGACUGGGAACGCGAGUGUGCCAUUAAGUUCAAUGACUACUUUGAGUUUCCCCGGGAACUGGACAUGGAGCCCUACACUGUAGCAGGAGUAGCCAAGCUGGAGGGCUCUGAUGUGCACCCUGAGAAUCAGCAGGUGAUCCAGCAGAAUGAACCCUCAGAGCCAGAGCCACCCUGUAGCUCACGCUACAGACUUGUGGGAGUGUUGGUGCACUCUGGCCAGGCCAGUGGAGGUCACUAUUACUCCUACAUCAUCCAGAGGAAUGGCAGCGGCGGAGAGGGUGAGAGGAACCGCUGGUACAAGUUUGACGAUGGGGAUGUCACAGAAUGCAAGAUGGAUGACGAUGAGGAGAUGAAGAACCAGUGUUUUGGGGGCGAGUACAUGGGUGAGGUGUUUGACCACAUGAUGAAGCGCAUGUCCUACCGCCGACAGAAGCGCUGGUGGAAUGCCUACAUCCUGUUCUACGAGCGCAUGGACUCAUUGGACAAGGACAGUGAGCUGGUGAAGUACAUCUCUGAGCUAAGUGUGAGCAGCAAGCCUCACCAGGUGAAGAUGCCCUCAGCCAUCGAGUGCAGUGUGCGCAAGCAGAAUGUGCAGUUCAUGCACAGCCGCAUGCAGUACAGCCUGGAGUACUUCCAGUUUGUCAAGAAACUGCUGACCUGUAAUAGUGUCUAUCUGAACCCACCUCCAGGCCAAGACCAUCUUUUGCCUGAAGCAGAAGAAAUGGCUAUGAUUAGCAUUCAACUCGCUGCUAGAUUUCUCUUCAGCACAGGAUUCCACACCAAGAAAGUUGUCCGUGGCCCUGCUAGUGAUUGGUAUGAUGCCCUGUGCGUCCUGCUUCGACACAGCAAGAAUGUACGCUGCUGGUUUGCACACAACGCCCUCUUUGCCUACGCAAACCGCUUCUCAGAAUACCUGCUUGAGUGCCCCAGUGCAGAGGUCCGAGGAGCCUUCUCCAAGCUUGUAGUAUUUAUUGCACAUUUCUCCUUGCAAGAUGGACCCUACCCAUCACCGGUUGCCUCACCAGGACCGUCCAGUCAGGGCUGUGAUAAUCUGAGCCUAAGUGACCAUUUGUUUCGUGCUGUGCUAAACCUGUUACGGAGAGAGGUGUCUGAGCAUGGCCGCCACCUGCAGCAAUACUUCAACCUCUUUGUCAUGUAUGCCAAUCUUGGCUUGGCUGAGAAGACACAGCUGUUGAAGCUUAGCGUGCCAGCUACGUUCAUGCUGGUGGCACUGGACGAGGGCCCAGGCCCGCCCAUUAAGUACCAGUAUGCUGAGCUAGGAAAGCUUUACACAGUGGUGUCGCAACUGGUGCGUUGCUGCGAUGUAGCUUCCCGUAUGCAGUCCUCAAUUAACGGUAACCCUCCUCUUCCGAACCCAUAUGGUGAUCCCAGCCUGACACAGCCCAUAAUGCCUCUGCAGCAGCUGGUGGCUGAGAUCCUGUUUGUGCGCACCAGCUAUGUGAAGAAGAUCAUUGAGGACUGUAGUAACUCAGAGGAGACCAUCAAAUUGCUGCGCUUCUGCUGCUGGGAGAAUCCUCAGUUCUCCUCCACUGUGCUCAGUGAACUUCUGUGGCAAGUUGCAUAUUCCUACACGUAUGAAUUAAGGCCUUACCUGGACUUGCUGCUACAGAUCUUGCUUAUUGAAGACUCCUGGCAAACUCACAGGAUACACAAUGUGCUGAAGGGUAUCCCAGAUGACCGUGAUGGACUGUUUGACACCAUCCAGCGCUCUAAAAACCACUACCAGAAAAGAGCUUACCAGUGCAUUAAGUGCAUGGUGGCCCUGUUCAGCAACUGCUCAGUGGCUUAUCAGAUCCUUCAGAGUAACGGAGACCUGAAGAGGAAGUGGACAUGGGCAGUAGAGUGGCUUGGUGAUGAAUUAGAGCGCAGGCCAUACACUGGUAAUGCCCAGUACACCUAUAACAACUGGUCUCCUCCUGUCCAGAGCAAUGAGACCUCCAAUGGCUACUUCCUCGAGCGUUCCCACAGUGCACGCAUGACCUUAGCUAAGGCCUGUGAACUGUGCCCAGAGGAGUGUCACUUAAUGAAGCACGAGGUGGUGUCUGAAGAGGACGCAGGCCGGAAGCCGUCCUCGCCACAGCAGCUUUUGCCAGGGGAAGUGACAGGCCAGCCUCAGCACACUGAGCCAGACGAUCAAGAGGCCCCGGAUGAUCAGGACUCUUCUCCACCAGAGGACACCUCUCUGUACCCUCACUCUCCAGGGACCCAGUAUCAGCAGCAGAACAACCUUCCACAUGGUCAGCCAUACACAGGCCCAGCAGCACAGCAUAUGAACAAUCCUCAGCGCCCAGGCCUACGAGCACAAGAGAACUGGGAGCCCCCAGAAGAGGUUCCACCCGCCCAGACAAAGGACUAGCACCACACCAUCCUCCUGUCCUCCACCCGAACGCUCUCUGGAGUAGUUCGAUCCAAGAGCGAGGCCAGGCCUCACCAUGCAGCAUCACUCCAGAACCUGUGUAUCCAGAAAAUUCUGCUCCCUGUACUUCUAACCCUGGGGUGGAGCAUUCACUGUCUGCCCUGCAGUAUUAUAACCUGCCUGCAGUGGACUGUGUAUGGUGUUGUAACAAGCCAGGCCUGAUGCACUUGUCUUAUAUGACAGCGAUGUACAUAUUAUAUUAAUGUUUUGACUGUUCAAAACCAGCAGCACCACGUGCUGUUUGGAAACUUGCAGAUUUAUGGAAACAAAAUUUGAAAAUUAUAAAAACAUACAAAAAAAAAGUAUAAGACAAAAAAAAGCCCUGUUUUAUCACCUGUACUCAGUUGUGAGGUUUGGUCUGCCUUUUGGCCAUUUUGGUCAUUCAGCUCAAAAAUCAUUUUAUCCACUUCAACUCCGACUUAAUCUGAUCCACCUCCGGCGCUAGAGAUUGCUAUAGUGUAGGCAUGAUAUGAUGGAAUGGUUGGGUGAUUCUCCUGAUGCUAGGUUGACGUGAAAGUGGUGGUGCACCAUAGUUCUGGAAACUUUUCAUUGCCUUUCUUCUGUUCUGGUAUUAAUCAUUUGAAAGCUCUAGUUAAUAUGCUGUAACAUUUUAGCAUGGCUUCACACCAGACUAGUGUAGCCAAAGGGAAAAUCUGUGAUCAUAACAGCUGUGCUUCUUAAUCCACAGCUAUUUUGAAGAGCCUUAUUUUCCCAUGACUUCUACAAUGUUUUCAAACCAAUUUAAGAAAUAAGUGGCUUCUCAAUUGCACAUAUAUCCUAAAAUUUAACAUUUGGCAGUCAGUCUGUGGUGAGAAUAAAAUGACUGAUUUAUAGGAAUUUUAGAAAGAGAAAACGUAUAUGCAACAAUUUGCUAUGCCAGGAUGCCUGGAGCAUUAGUGGACUGUACUCAAUUUGCUUGUUUGUCUCCUUGGUUGAACCUUGUUUUAGACAAACUACACAAAGAUUGACAUUGGCCACUAAAGUCGACAGACUUGCUUAUUCUACUUGAACACAGGCUCUGUCUGGGGACUCAUUGGAGCAGAAUGGACAUAAAAAGCAGGGUUGUACCAUAAAAUAACUGCUGGUUAGUCAUGUGGCAACUUGAGCUAGGUAAAGUAAUAUUCUUUAGGAGUACAGGUAAACAUCAGUAAAUACUGUAUUUAAUUGGUAACUUGAAUGGAUUGUCACCAAAUACUCCUGCAAAUUAAACUAUUCUGCCCACCAUAUUAUAUUUAAAUAUUUUGCUGUUUUAUUUUAUAGAAUUUAUUUUGUUGUAUUUCACUAAAAGAAAAAGAUAGAAUUUGAUUUAAGAGGAACAUUUUUGUCCUUGUGUUAUUUUUAAAGAUAUUGACUGUACAGAGUUCUUCACCCUGUUGUUUUUUUUUUUUUGCCUACUUCUGUUUUGGCCAUGAUGUGACGUUGAAUUCUGGAGCCACAGUCGCGAUGUUAACUUUCACUUUGUGAGUUUUUUUUUUUGUGCACACAUACUACAGAAAGCAUUGCGCCCUUCAAGAAUAAAGAAAGAUUGAACCUUGAAA